CAGACACUGACUUUACCUGGAUACGGUUGCUACGAUCUCAGUGUUAUGGGUGGUCAUACGGCCAUAGUAUCAUCGACUUUCGCCGUUCUGUGAAGAUUAUCGAAGUCUACGAUAGACAGUACGUACUUCGUAUAAGCGUAAUCGUAUGUAGCAACUCUGGUAACACGAUGUACUGGUGAAAUGUACACACGGCGUUGUUGUUAACACCCGAAAUUUGAACACACCCAGAGGGAAAGUGAUCGAACCGUGAUCUGCAACUGUAUAGUAGAUCGGAGCAUAUUUCACUUAGCGGGAAAGAAACUUCUCAUAAAAAAUACAAAGCGAUGAUGGAAAUGGGGCAUAGCAGAAUAUUGAUAUCCAUAGUUACAGCUCUUCUUUUUCACAGUGUAUUUGGACAACAAGCAAUAUCAAUACCUCCCAUUGAUACAGAAAUAGCCAUAGGGGGCACGACGACGUUGUAUUGUUCAAUUAGCAAUAAAUUGGGAACCAUGAUAUGGAAGAAGGGAACCACAGAGUUUAACACCGACUAUACGAUGAAUAUUGGCGGCUCGAGGCGGUUCUCCGUGACAACUAACAUCGUAGGAACGGAAUACAAUCUUGAAGUCAGCGAUGCUAAAGCGAGCGAUUCUGGUACAUAUCAGUGCACUGUGUCAGCUUCUGGUUCUGACCCCGAAGUCUCGGCAUCCGCAGAACUGAGCGUGGUAACUGCUCAGGCAAUAACAGUAACCCCUACUGACAAGAAAUUUCAAAAAGUGAGUUCCACUGCCACUCUUCAAUGCACCAUUGCAAAUAAAGUCGGAGUUGUACAAUGGUAUAGAAGCGAUGGAACGAAGCAAAUAAGUUAUGAACGAACGGUACUAGCGGCGUAUGAAGACAGAUUCACAAUAACCGGUAACCCAGAAAACGAUGAAUACGCAUUACACAUUGAAAAUAUCAAAUACGACGACGCUGACGACUACCAAUGCCGUCUAGUCGGAGACAAUGUUCAACCAACUAUUUGGACGUCGAAGGCGACCUUGUCAGUGAUAGAUGCUAUCCCUCCAGUCGAGGGUGGACCGACGUGCGUGUUGCCCCAAGGCAAACUAAAAGAAGGCGACAACAUUACGUUGAUUUGCCGUUCACAAGAGGGCGAUCCAGCCCCCACCUUACAAUGGAGCAGGGGAGGAGUCGAUCUGCCCAGCAAAGUGAUAGAAUCAUCGCACGGUGGUACAACAAGAGUUGGUCUUCAAAUGGUGCUUCUUCCAAUUCAUAAAGGAGAGACUUUCACGUGCACAUUGAAUCACGUGACUGUAAGCGGAGGGAAAACGUGCAGUGUUGGGCCCAUGGAUAUCGAAUUGGUACCGAGAGUGAGCGUCAACAUCUACCCAGAUAUAUUAGAAGUAGAGGAGGGUGGUGAGGGAGCGUUGACGUGUAAUGGUACAGCAAUCGAUGACAACCCGGAAGUGACAUCAUACGAUUGGUACUACGAACAUAGCCGAAUCAACGACACGGAUAAAAGAUUUGAGAAAGAGAGCACGAGCCGCGGAUCUACUUUGCAUAUUGUGAACGUUGAGAAGAGUAUGGACAACGCCAUCAUUGCUUGCUAUGCACGAAGUUCUGUUGAUUCAAGGUCAAUGUCUUCCAGUAUUAAAAUUGUUGAAUUAACCAUUUUUGGCGUAAGUUACACAUUCCUCGCUGUUAUAGUGGCGCUGGUGGCGCUGGUUAUUGUUGUACUUAUUGUUAUUGGUGUCAUUAUUUAUUGCGUGUGGAGAAGACGAGAAGAAAGAGAAGACGAGGAAUUGCGAAUAACUCUCCGGGAAACAGAGAAAGCGAAGGAAGCUGCAAGAAACGGCUAUAACAAAGAGGAUAAGGUGAAACCUUACGGACAAGACGACGAAUAUGAUUAUUACAUCAUACAUAGUGAUGGACGUAGAGGGCGUCAUAAUCGUAGACGUAGGAAACGUCAAGUGGAGCCAGUUGUGGGACCUUAUCCGGAUGGGGACGCUGUUAUGUUAGAUAGAUCGUUGCCACCAACGCCAUUAGACAUUCCACCCCCUUACAGCGUGUCAGAUAAGUUACGGGAAGAUAAUAUAUAUGAUGAUUUAGAUCGGGACCGGACCGAGCGAAGUAGGCGUCGACGUCGCCGGCGUGAUGAUGACGGUGGUGAACGUCGGUCUAGACGCCGAGAGGAUCGGGAAAACGAGAGGAGGUCCCGAUCUGAGGCGAGAUAUCCCGACAACGACGGGAAUCAGGAUGUGUACACAAGGACCGAGAGACGGACACGCAGACGCACAAGAGAUAGCGACAGACAACGAAGUCGUUCCGAGCCCGGCCACCGAUCUGAAAGUCGUCGAUCAAGGUCUAGUGGAUAUGGACCGUAGUCGUGGCAACAGCUAACCCUGGUGGUAACGAACCCAGUUGAGACAGAAUUGAGAGAAAAAAAAACUAUUCUAAUUGUAAAUUAACAAAAUAGCAAUAAUAAAAAAAAA
Molecule: messenger RNA, 2468 nt
Organism: Saccoglossus kowalevskii
Lineage: Eukaryota; Metazoa; Hemichordata; Enteropneusta; Harrimaniidae
Biological process (GO): cell-cell adhesion
Cellular component (GO): plasma membrane; cell-cell junction
Molecular function (GO): cell adhesion molecule binding
Source: RefSeq, a predicted model, not a curated record